AUGGCCAGCGCUCGUACUUUCCGAAAGGGUGUCGACCUCGUCGCCGCCAGGUCUUCUGCUCUGCACGCUCCCCGCGCUUCUAUCGGCUCCACACUGCUGCGGCGGGAGCUCUCCUCCGCCGUGCGGGCAGCUCCCCGGACUCCCAGCGCCAGACUCACCGCGCGCGUGGCGGUUCCUCAGGUCAAGACCCAGGCUGUGCGUUAUGCCUCGAGCUCCAGUGAGCCCCUGGCCAAAACGCAGCUGUAUGACCUGCACGAGGCGCACGGCGCUAAGAUGGUGCCCUUUGCCGGAUACUCUAUGCCGCUGCAGUAUGCCGACCUGAGCCAUGUGGAAAGCCACAUGUGGACUCGUGAGAAGGCCAGUCUGUUCGAUGUGAGCCAUAUGGUUCAGCACCACCUUAGCGGACCUGGCGCCAUGAAUCUGUUGAUGAAGGUCACUCCCUCCUCGCUGGAUAAGCUUGCCCCCAACACCUCCACCCUGUCCUGCCUUCUAGAAGUUGGCACCGGCGGCAUCGUCGACGACACCGUCAUCACCCGCCGCGGCGAAGAUAGCUUCUACUUCGUCACCAAUGCCGGCCGCCGCACCGAGGACCUGGCCUUCCUGCAAGCCGAGAUCGAAGCCUACCGCGCCGAGCACGGCGCCGACAGCAUCAAGUGGGACAUCCUUGAGGACCGCGCGCUGGUCGCGCUGCAGGGUCCCAAGGCCGCUUCCGUCCUGCAGCCUCUCAUCAACGCCUCCUCAGCCGCCUCCACCGACCUGAGCACCCUCUACUUCGGCAACUGCCGCGAGCUCUACCUCACCCUGCCCGACGGCAGCGCCACCCCCCACCCCCUCCUGAUCUCUCGAACCGGCUACACCGGUGAAGACGGCUUCGAGAUCUCCAUCCCGACCUCCGGUGCCCCCAACCUGCCGGAGCAGGUCGUCAACCUCUUCCUAACUGACAAGGACACCGUCCGCCUCGCCGGUCUCGCUGCCCGCGACUCCCUCCGCCUCGAAGCCGGCAUGUGUCUCUACGGCCAUGACAUCUCAACCGCGCAGACUCCCCCCGACGCCGCUCUGGGCUGGGUCGUCGGCCGUGACCGCCGUGACCCCGCGACCGCCAACUUCAACGGCGCCUCUGUCAUCCUCUCCCAGCUCGCCAGCCCCAAGUCUCUCACUCAGCGCCGCAUCGGUCUCUCCGUGGAGAAGGGCCCGCCUGCCCGUGAGGGUGCAGUCGUCGUCGACCUAGCCGACCCGGCUAACCCCGUUCAAGUCGGCGUCGUCACCUCCGGUCUUCCUAGCCCUUCGCUCGGCGGCCAGAACAUCGCCAUGGCGUAUGUGAAGAACGGGCUGCACAAGAAGGGUACUCAGCUUGGAGUGCAGGUGCGCAAGAAGGUUCUCAAGGCCAGUGUUGUCGGUAUGCCUUGGGUUGAGAGCAAGUUCCACCGUCCUUCUUAG
This is a messenger RNA of Penicillium cinerascens, 1437 nucleotides long. RefSeq names its product glycine decarboxylase subunit T. Lineage: Eukaryota; Fungi; Ascomycota; Eurotiomycetes; Eurotiales; Aspergillaceae. Gene Ontology annotation, cellular component: mitochondrion. Gene Ontology annotation, molecular function: aminomethyltransferase activity; protein binding. Bases 1 to 1437 code for a protein of 478 amino acids. Gene Ontology annotation, biological process: glycine catabolic process. The transcript has 2 exons. The record is from RefSeq and is a predicted model, not a curated record.